Ilex paraguariensis (yerba mate) is the source of this 2274-nucleotide messenger RNA. The record is from the annotation of a GenBank genome assembly. NCBI's taxonomy places the organism in Eukaryota, Viridiplantae, Streptophyta, Magnoliopsida, Aquifoliales, Aquifoliaceae.
AUCAAAUCCCAUCGUCUUCUCUUCAAACAAAUCUAUAAAAACACCUUCGCCUCUGUAUUUGGUCUUCCUUCUUCAGUCUCAACCCCCCCUCUUUAUAGCCGAGUCCAUUGCACCGUUCCAACACCUCUCUCUCUCUCUCUCCAUCUGUUUUUCUUGAUAUAUGGCCAGAGGAAGUGGACUCUCCUUUGAUCUAGAUCACAUAAGACACUUCCGUCACAAGCCCACUGUGAUUGAUUCUUUUCCAGAAUACAAAACCAACCACAAUCACCAGUUCUACCACCACAGAUUGAAGCUUGAACCAGUAAUCAUGGAAGGUUCAGUCAAUGAUAGACAGUCAUCACCACCACCCACUAUUCAAUUCCCAGUGAAUCUGAACUGCACCCAUGAUCAGGAAGGUCCUGUUCAUUCCGAUGAUAAACGGAAGGUCAUCGAUGAGAUGGACUUUUUUGCCAAGAACGAAAAUGAUGAUCGGCCCAAGACAGAAACAAACGAUGAAGAUAGAAAAGAUUUGAUGAGUGGACCAACUGGAUUGGAUUUCAAUGUCAAUACUGGCUUGCACCUUCUCACUGCAAACACUAGUAGUGAUCAGUCGAUAGUGGAUGAUGGAGUAUCGCCAAACUCUGAUGAUAAAAGAGCUAAAAGUGAGCUGGCUGUUCUUCAAGCUGAGCUCGAACGAAUGAACAACGAAAACCAACGUCUGAGAGAGAUGCUCAAUCAGGUUACCGGAAAUUACAGCACUCUUCAGAUGCAAUUGGUAACACUGAUGCAGCAACAACAGGAUCAGAGAGCCGAUAACACUGAUCAAGAACCCGAUCGAAAAGUCGAAGACAGUCAAAACAAUGGUCAUGAAGGACUAAUAGUGCCUAGACAAUUCAUGGAUCUUAGGCUAGCUGGUACUGCUGAGACAGAUGAGCAUUCACUGUCUUCGUCAGAGGGAAGAAACCGCAAACGAUCCCGAUCUCCGGUGAAUACUAAUGACAAGGAAUUUAGUGCUGGAGGGAAUGGAAGAGAUGAUAGCCCAGAUCAAGGGUCUCAAGGUUGGGGUCCUAACAAGGUCCCAAGGUUGAACCCUUCAAAAGAUGUUGAUCAAGCUACCGAGGCCACGAUGAGGAAAGCCCGAGUCUCAGUUAGAGCCAGAUCAGAGGCACCAAUGAUCACAGAUGGAUGCCAAUGGCGAAAAUAUGGACAGAAGAUGGCCAAAGGAAACCCUUGUCCUCGUGCCUAUUAUCGGUGCACCAUGGCCGCUGGUUGCCCGGUUCGUAAACAAGUCCAAAGAUGUGCAGAAGAUCAAACGAUCCUUGUAACUACAUACGAAGGCAAUCACAACCACCCAUUGCCUCCAGCAGCCAUGGCAAUGGCCUCGACAACAUCAUCAGCAGCAAGAAUGUUACUUUCGGGAUCAAUGCCAAGUGCUGAUGGGCUAAUGAACUCGAAUUUCCUAGCGAGGACGCUCCUACCUUGCUCAUCUAGUAUGGCUACAAUUUCUGCCUCGGCUCCAUUUCCUACUGUUACAUUGGACCUAACACAAAGUCCGAACCCAUUGCAAUUCCAAAGGCCACCAACCCAAUUCCAAAUCCCCUUCCCAAAUGCACCUCAAAGUUUUGCUGGCACACCAGCCUCUCUUUUGCCUCAGAUAUUUGGCCAGGCAUUGUAUAAUCAAUCCAAAUUUUCCGGCCUGCAAAUGUCCCAGGACAUGGAAGCUAGCCAGUUAGACCACCAGGCACCACCAAUGCACCAAACACAGCAGAACUCAUUGGCAGACACCGUGACCGCCCUCACCGCUGAUCCAAAUUUUACUGCAGCUCUAGCAGCAGCCAUAACAUCCAUCAUUGGCGGCAAUUCUCAACCAAAUAAUCUUGCCAAAAACAACACCAAUGUCACAACAACCACCAGCAACAACAACAAUGGCAGCGUUACUACUAGCAACAACAACAGUAACAACAAAGUUGCGAAUUCGAGUUUUCCGGGGAAUUGAAUAUGAAUCUGAUUUCUCUUGUUGGGUCAAAUUUUGGGUUUUUAUUUCUUUGCCCUUUCUUUUCAUUGGGAGGUUGGAAAAUGAGAUUAUACACGUUUAUUUUUGGGGGUAGUGGAGAUGUGUUAGAACAUAGAUUUUUCAUUCUUUCUUGUUUGAAUAAUGUGAGCUUGCUGUACACAUGAAAUUGUAGAAGCAAACAAAAGAGAUGCAUAUUAAAAAUUUUUUGUACGGAUCCGGAAAUUUUGUGGAAAAGCUUGUCGAUAUUAUCCUUCCUGUUCUUGUCAAUAUUCUUUGUAAUU